This is a messenger RNA of Asparagus officinalis (garden asparagus), 1091 nucleotides long. RefSeq names its product NEP1-interacting protein 1-like. The record is from RefSeq and is a predicted model, not a curated record. Bases 175 to 885 code for a protein of 236 amino acids. The transcript is spliced from 5 exons. NCBI's taxonomy places the organism in Eukaryota, Viridiplantae, Streptophyta, Magnoliopsida, Asparagales, Asparagaceae.
UCAAACAAAAAACACAAAGUCUUCUUAGAUAUUUUCUGCACCCAUGAAAAUACGUUGAUUGCGUACUGGCCCAUCCGUCUUUCUCCAUCUCUCUCCUAUAUAACUCAAUAUCUACAGCAAGUCAUUUGUUAAAAUAAGAAAAAAAACCAUCUCAAAUUCUUCCAAAAUUUGGCCAUGGAUCUUCUCUCUGUCCCUUCAUCACCUUCCUCUUCCCUGUCCUCUGUUAUCGCCUCAAAUCCCGAUGGAAGAAGAAGCGGGGCGAGCUCCUUAGCUUCCCAACUCACUGAGAAGCUCAUCCGCACUAUUAUCACCUGUGUCUUUGCUACAGUGGGUUUGUUGGCAGGAGCAGUUACUGGCGGUUUGAUUGGGUUGGCAACCGAGAGUGGGUUAUUCAGAGGAGCAGGAAUUGGGGCAAUCUCUGGUGGCGUUUUCUCGAUUGAGGUUGUGGAAUCUUCUAUUGAUCUCUGGCAUUCCCAUGAUUCUGGCAUUUGGAGCAUCCUCUAUGUGGUUGACGUCCUUGCUAGUCUCUUAAGUGGAAGGCUUGUCAGAGAGAAAAUCGGCCCUGCAGUUCAAAGUGCAGUUCAGAGUCAGAUGAGUGCUGUGGAUGCUCCUUUCAUUGAGGUUCUUGACAUUUUUGAGACCGGAGGAGGCACCGAUGGCAUGUCAAAUGAUUCUGUUAAUAAACUUGGAAAUAUUAGAAUUUCAAAGGAAAACAAUGUUGAUGCAUCCGGAGAAAAGAUUUGCUGUUCAGUGUGCCUUCAGGACUUUCAAGUUGGGGAAACUGCGAGAUGCUUGCCUCAUUGUAGGCAUAUGUUUCACUUGUCGUGCAUCGAUGGUUGGCUUAUCAGGCAUGGCUCUUGCCCACUUUGUAGGCGGGAUAUCUAAAUUCUUCGUUUUUUUUUUGCGAGAGGAUUUAGUUGUAUAAGUUGAUGUUCUUUCGAUUCUUUUAUACAGUUUUUUCCCCUUCUUUCAGUUAGCCCCUUCUUGUGGCUGUGUUUUUGUGAGUUAAGGUAUAGACAGCUAACUUCCUUUGCGCAUAUAUUAGUAUAUCCCUUUGUGUUGCAAUAUUGGUAGUGUUUGGUUGAAUGUAG